Molecule: messenger RNA, 7416 nt
Organism: Lolium perenne
Lineage: Eukaryota; Viridiplantae; Streptophyta; Magnoliopsida; Poales; Poaceae
Biological process (GO): defense response to other organism
Molecular function (GO): ADP binding
Source: RefSeq, a predicted model, not a curated record
AUCCACGCCGAUGAAAACUACCAUGACGACACCACCUCCUGCACACAGUAGCGCCGCCGCCGCCGGCUAUCUUCUCCAAGUCCGGCGGCAAAGCUUUUCUACGCGGCCACCUUGAAUCAAUCCCGCCGAUACGGGGGAGCGUAACGCGGCGGCGGAGCCAACCCCUCCACCAGCACGUCUUAUUGACGUCCACACCGCUCGAAUCGGCGGGUUCUUCCUCGACCCUGUGCUCCGCGCGCGGCCCUUCUGCUUCGACCCCGACAGGCUGCAGAGUCUCCGCGGCCUCGCUCUCUACGAUUUGGAACUCUGGCCUCCUCAGGCACGCGCGCACCGUACCUGAGCGCUGGAGGUCGCGAAGGAGCGGUAGUGUGGUCGAUGCUCGCAGAUGAACGCGGCGGGGCAGUCCAGGGUACGGCGGGGCGCGCGGGGCACACCAGAGCACCUCGCGCUUUCUUCUCUCUUCCUCCCUCCAAUCUGUAUGAGUACAGCAGGAAGCCAAAAUCAGCACAGAAUGUGUGGAUGCUUCAAGUUUUCCUUUUCAUCACUGCUGAAACGAAGGCUGAAAGGUCGUGGAAAUGAUACAAAGGGGAGGGGAGCACCAGAUGAUAAAGGAUAUUUGCGAUGAACCUCCAAACCCUGAUCAACCUAUCUCCGAACACUGUAUGGCACCCAGGGCCAAGGUUUGUACUUCACACUUUUGGCUAGAAAAAGUUCUGGCUGGGAUCUGAGAGCUCACCCAAGCGAUUGACGCCAGGAUUUAAAACCGAUAGCUUAAAUUUGUGUGUAUGAUCCAUCUAUUUGCGUUGUGAAGUUUGGCAAUCGUACUGUGAGCUUGAUAUGGUGAAGCACAACCUGUGGUAAUUCAAACUUGGCCUUUUUUCCCCUGGGAAUCCAUGUCUAGCUGUUCUUGUGCAGUGCAAUCAGGUUAGGUUUAUGCUGCUUAGUCAUAACCUGAUCGAUGCUUUCAAAUUCACAUGCUGCUCACUCAUGCAUGUCCUCACUCCAUAAAGCAACCCUGCAACCACCACUCUAGGUGACUGAUUGAUUGAUGAUAAAGUUAUUAUUCCACAUCAGUGUUCACAGCAGGGUUACCUGUAAUUAAUAAGAAACCUAAUUGGUUAGGCAUGGGAAUUAGUGCCUCUUAUCCCAUCCUUUGGGUCUCUUCUGUUUUGUUGCCAAGAGUUGUUAGCCUCUUGCAACUUGAUCUGGAAACUAUAUAUUUUUCUGGUAGUAUAUGGUUGCAGGUGCAUGCAUUCUACAGGGGUAGGUGUACCUUUUUUGGGCAUCACUAGCUGCCGGCCAGCCUUGUCUUCUUUGUUCCAUUACCUGUAACGAAUUACUAACUGCAUGUGGAUAUACAUCGAUAGAUGCAUGCGAAUCUGAUCAAAAUAUGGUGCCGUUCCUAAUUAAACAAUCGUUUACAAUUUUUUGUUGGAUCAUACUACUACUAGCUAGCAGCAUCACCUGUAGGACUAGCUGGCUUGCAAAGACAGGACUAAGUGGAUUCAUCAUAGUUUAAAGAUUUAUGUAGGGUCCCGUUAAACAACUUCCAUUGUACGUCCAUUUCAUCUACAUAAGCGAAGCUCCGUUCUCUGGCUCUUCCACAAGCUGCACUACUGGCUAGAGCAAAAUCCACCCAUCCAUCCAUAUGGUUGAAGGUAAUUUCGCACUCCCUCCCUUCAAUAAUUCUGUGGUUCAUCGUCCACUCUGUGCUUCAUUUUCCUAGUGGUUCCAUAAGGGCUUCCUACCUUUAUUUUUCAAUAUAUCACGUGUAUCAUUUCUUCAGCAGCUCUGUGAGAAUUAAGCAUGCAUGCCUCUGCAGCUAGGUUUGCUACCAGAUUCUCUAAACUGCUGUUGCUACAUCAGCGUAAGUGUAGCCCGAACAAAUAUAAAUGGCUCUGUUCUUGUUUUGGGGACGGAUUGCAGUCUUUGUUUUUUUUCCUAAUCCGAGUUAUUCAAUGGUCAUUGUGCUAGUUAAUUGAUUAGUAGCAAAUGUUGUGAACCUUAAUACAUCAUCAAUUUUAUUUGCAUACAAGACACAUCUCAGGGCUCAUGUGUGCCUGGUACCACAUGGCCAAUUAUGAACUCUGUUGAAGAACUGAAGUAGAGGUUCACAUUUUCGAAAAAAUGAGAGAUGCACGGUUAAAAGAUCUGCGGAUUAGCAGAUCACCUGCUGCCUUCUACCAUCUUCUCCUGAUAUGGUUUCUUCCUUUUUUUUUGUCCCUCUUUAUAAACCAUCUGCAGAUUAGGGAAUCGCCUGCUGCCUUCUACCCACACUAGUACACAAGAAAGAAACAAACUCUAGAGACCUUUGGACAAUGGCGGACUUUGCUCUUGGGUUGACCAAGACGGCGGUGGAGGGGACGCUAAGCAGGAUCCAGUUGGCGAUUGAUGAGGAGAGCAAGCUGAGGGUGACGGCAAAGCAAGACCUGCGGUACAUCACAGCUGAAUUCCAGAUGAUGCAAUCCUUUCUAAAGGUGGCCAACAAAGAACGCGCCAACAACGAAGUGGUGAGGACCUGGGUGAGGCAGCUCCGGGACCUAGCCUUUGAUGUCGAAGACUGUGUUGAGUUUGUUGUCCACCUGGACAGCAACUCGGCCUUUGUCUGGCUGUGGCGCCUGGUGCCCUCCUGCAUGGCACCACCCCGUACUCGGGACCUGGACAGGGCGGUGGCCGAGUUAAAGCAGCUCAAGGUAAGGGUUGAGGAUGCAAGCCAGAGGAACACACGCUACAACCUCAUCAGCGACUCCGGCUCCCUCGCUAAGACCACCACGCCAACCGAGCAGGCGGCCCUGGCCACCGCCAACCCAUCAGCAUUCCACAUGCUAACUGAGGUCUGGGAGGCUGCUGGGAAGCGACGCGGCAUGACCAACCUGGACAAACUGAUCAUGGGUGAAGGGAGUGCCCUCCAAAUUAUCUCCGUGUGGGGAAGUACGGCGGCUGAUCUUGGGAUAACGUCCAUUUUCAGCAUGUUGUAUGGGGACCCAGAAAUCCGCCGAGCAUUCAAAAGACGUGCAUGGGUAAAGUUGACACAUCCUUUUAAUCCUCACGAGUUCCUUAAGUGCUUGCUGACUCAGUUCUACAUGAGCUCUCACCAAGAAAACAUAGAUGUGGACCAUCUCACGAAGGCCGAGCUCAUGCAGCAAGUGAAGGCGCACAAAUAUCUCAUCAUUCUAGAAGAAGUUUCCAGUGUGGUUGACUGGGAUGCCAUCAGAGUGUGCCUGCAGGACAAUGAGAACGGCAGCCGAAUCAUCGUGUCCACAAAGCAAUUAAGAACUGCACUCUUGUGUACAGGGGGUACAUACCAAGUUUCAGAGCUCCGGAGAUUCACUAAUGAUCAAUCUCUUUGUGCAUUUGCCAAGAAGGUAGGGCGUCGCAGUGGUAUGGGAGAUCUUGUUUGGCAAAUAAGGUGUCGUGGUGUGAUUUCGGUAUGGGGACUUAGUGAUGGCAAAUCAGCACGCAUUAAUGAAGUGUUUAACAGCAUAGUGUAUAAGUGUAACCAAUUUGAAGGAGUUGAAUUUCAAAAACACAGCUGGGUUGACGUACCCGUUCCUUUCAAUUUGGAUGUCUUCUCUCGGCGCGUACUUGUAAGUUUUCGUUCAAAAGAUCUCCAAGCCGAAGAAAUUGCUAUGGUUGGUAUGAUGGGAGAGCAAAGCCUGACUCAAGAGUGUUACAAGUUUCUGCAAGAAGAAGAUUGCCUUGUUGUUAUUAAUGAUCUGCAGUCCACACAUGACUGGGACUUGAUAAAAAAUGCCUUCUUUUCCAAGCCCAUUAAAGGAUGUAUUAUUAUCAUUACAAAUGAUUCAAGUGUUGCCACACAUUGUGCAGAAAAAGAUGGAGUUCUGAAUAUUGAAGAUUUGGAAGCCAGCGCUAUGCUCCGCCCCUUGAUAAAGGGUUGCCAAAACUAUGGAGUUGAAGGGAACAAGGCUACUCAAAGGGGUAGGGGUUACUUUUUCUCCACCAGAUUGGGAGAGACUCGUGAAUGGUUCGCACAUUUUUGGUUCUCAAAAUUUGGAGACACGCAUUCGGAACAAAUGAAUCAGCUUAAGAUAAAUUUAAGUAAUCCUGGUGUGACCUCGUUGUGGGGACCUGAUGAUGCCGGUAAAAUUCUUGUUAGAAUCAUGUGCUAUCGCAUGAUGCUUGAGUCAGAUACUUAUUGGGAGAAUGAAUACCAAGGGUGUCCAAUUUCCAAAGAAGAUAGACAUGGGAUGUUUAGCUGGGUUAAUGUGUUCCAUCCUUUCAAUUUGGAAAACUUCUCAAUGCAGUUGUUAUUGGAUUUUUAUUCAGAUGAUCUUCGUGCCAAGAAAGCUGCAGCAGUUGGUAUGAUGGAAGGCCAAGAUCCGAUUCAAAAGUGUACUAAAUUUCUCCGUGAAUACAAAUGCACUGUCGUAAUUGAGGGUCUACAGUCCACCGAUGAUUGGGAUUUGAUAAAAGCUACCUUAUUAUCUUAUCCAAUUACAAACCGUAUUGUUGUCAUUACAAAUGUUGCAACUGUUGCCACUCACUGUGUAGACAAGGGAGAUCGAGUUAUCAAGAUGAAUUGUCUAGAAGCUGAUGCGGCCCCUUGUCCCCCAAUAAAGGGUUGUGCUUCUCGCGUAUUCUCCAACAGGAGUGCAGAGGCACGUGACUUGAUCAACACAUUUCAACUUGUUGGGGGUCAGAAUCAAUCAGCAUUUGAGAUUCGCUGCAGUUUAUUUUUCUUGGCUCCUAGUGUGUCCUCAGUGUGGGGAAUUGCUGGUAUUGGGAAAUCAGCUGUGGUCAGAAGUCUGUACUGCCACCUGAUGCUUGGAGUGAAUCAUAAUUUCAAGGAUGGCGAAUCAUACAGAGGUUCUCAAUAUCGGCCGGAAUUUACAAUGUGCAGCUGGGUAGACGUGACUCGUCCAUUUAAUUUGACUGACUUGUCUUGUCAUCUGCUCCUAGAUUUUCAUUCAGAUGAUACUCAAGCUAAGGAAAAGGCAGCAGUUGGUAUCAUGGAAGGGCAAGAUCCGGUUCAAGAGUGUCGAAGAAUAAUGUGCGAGUACAGAAGCCUCGUUGUUAUCGAUGGAUUACAGUCCAGAGAGGAUUGGGACUUGAUAAAAGCUGCCUUCUUACCCGAUUCUACUAAUGCAUGUAUCAUUGUAAUUACUAAUGAAGAAAGCAUCGCUACACACUGUGUAGAUAAUGAAGAUCAAGUGGUCAAUGUCAAAGGUCUUGAAGCUGACGCAGCGCUUACUCUCUUCAAAAAGAUAACCUGGGAUGGAAAGGAAUUGACUCCUGACGAGUUGGAACUUUAUGAAGAUACCAUAGGCAGAUGUGGCGGGAUUCCUAAAGUUAUAGCUACUAUAGGCCAACUCUUUGCCAAAAAAAUAGCUAAAGGUUACAAUGACUGCAACAUGUUGUUGAAGGAUUUAAAUGAUGACUUUAUGGGCAAGUUGGAGACCGAUCAAGGGUGUCACAGUUUAAGGGAUCUAUUUUCUUGGAUGCAGUCCUACUUUGAUGGUUGCUCUGAUAACCUCAAGCCAUGUAUCUUCUAUCUGUCAAUCUUCCCUCCCAACCACAACAUAAGGUGGAGUUAUUUGUUCAGACGCUGGAUUGCUGAAGGUUAUUGCAGGGACACAUAUAGUGGUACCGCAGAGGAGAAUGGGAAGACGUUGUUUUCAGAACUCAUUAACUUGAGCAUAAUCCAACAAUCUGAGAAAGCAAUGAAGUGCAUAUACCAAGUCAAUGGGUUCUUUCAUGAAUACAUCAUUUCACGGCCAAUGGAAGACAACCUUGUCUUUUCACUAGAGGGGAAUUGCAGCCUGAACUCGCAACAUGCAGGACAACAUCUCACCAUAAGGAGGAGUUGGGACAGGGACAUCACGGUCUUUAGGAGCAUGGACUUGUCGCGUAUACGGUCCUUGACCGUAUUUGGGAAGUGGAUGUCAUUCUUUCUCUCUUCCAACAUUAGUCUACUUCGGGUGUUAGAUGUGGCAGGCACAUCGGGUUUACUAGAUGGUGACCUUGAGCAGAUCGCGAAGGUACUACCUCGUCUUAAAUUCCUCUCUCUGAGAGGAUGCCAAGAGAUAAGCCAUCUACCAGAAUCAUUUGGUGGCUUGAGGCAGCUUCAAACUUUGGAUGUCAGACACACCUCAAUAGCCAUGCUACCAUUUUGCAUCAUCAAGCUGCGGAAGUUGCAAUACAUUCGAGCCGGCACCAUCAUAUCAUCAGAUGUAGCUGAUGAAUCUGUUGCAAGUACACCAACAACAAAUGUUGACCGGACAUCCACACCAACCGAGGGCAGUGAUGACAUGGUUACAACAGUACAGGAAACAACAGAGGAGGUUCAUGCGUCAACACCGCUAUCACGGAGCUGCCAGACACGUAGUUUGGUGUCUAGCUGGUUAUCCAAGUUGCACAGACGCCGACUUGAUAAUGAUGGUGUUGAGGUUCCUGUAGGUAUUGGGAGCUUGACGGUCUUACAUACUCUUGGUGUUGUCAAUGUCAGUAUUCCUAAUGGAAAGGCAAUCCUGAAGGAGCUUAAGAACCUUACACAACUGCGCAAACUCGGCGUAUCUGGCAUAAACAGGCGAAACAUCAAAGAUCUGUGUUAUUUCAUCUCAGGCCAUGGUUAUCUGGAGUCCUUGUCAGUGCGACUCGAUAAGGAUAAGCAGGGGCUAUUUGCUUGUUUUGGUGAUAUGAUUCCCCAGCCACCCAAGACCCUAAAGAGCCUUAAGUUGCACGGGCACAUAAACAAACUGCCGAUUUGGAUCAAACAGCUUGAUGAUCUCAAGAAGUUAGAUAUUGAGUUGACUAUACUAUUGCAAGAGGACAUGCACUUCCGUGGCGAACAUCCAUAUUUAUAUUCCUUACGUCGCCUUUGUAUGAAGCCCGUUCAAGAUGGGGAACUCCAUUUUAGUGCGCCUGUAAAUGAGGGCUUUUGGAGGCUACGGGUCCUAGAGAUCGAUUGCAGCUCCAAUUUACAGGUAACUUUUGUAAACUGGGUGGCUGGCGAAGUUGAGGUGCUGAAGAUUCGCUGCUCUGAUGGGGCGUCUCUGAGAAUUUCUGGACUAGGGCAUCUAGGAAAGCUCAACGAAGUGUGGCUGAAGGGUUCCUACGGCGACGAAAUCAAGCAAGAGUUGCAGCAGCAAGUUUCCAAGCAUGCACAUAAACCUGUAUUGAAGCUAGUGCGGCGAUGCGAGUCCUGAUAGGAUCUUUAAUGUAUCCACGUGUUAUUUCUGUACUUGUAAGUUAGAUCAAGUCCUGUAGAAGUAUGUACUGUAGUACUGUAAAAGCAGCAGUAGGGUGUUCAUACAUUUCACUUUAUAAUCAUCUUUCUGAAAAGAUCAGCAGCUAUUAAAUUCAACCUCAGGAGGGCACUAGUCCCCCUAGCCUACCAAAGUUUAAACAUUAGAUUUGACAUUUUGGUGUUUUAUUAAAAGAUGAAAUAUUCUUUAA